This is a messenger RNA of Benincasa hispida (wax gourd), 351 nucleotides long. RefSeq lists its product as uncharacterized. Lineage: Eukaryota; Viridiplantae; Streptophyta; Magnoliopsida; Cucurbitales; Cucurbitaceae. The record is from RefSeq and is a predicted model, not a curated record.
AUGACCACCCCUAAUGAGGAAGAUGCAAGAAUCAAAGGAAUGUGUGUGCUAAAUUUGAUUCGAGAAUUUAAGUUGGAGAGGAUGAAGGAAACAAAAUCAAUUAAAGAGUAUUCUGAUAGGUUAUUGGGCAUAGCAAACCGAAUCAGAUUACUUGGUUCUACAUUUAAGGACUCAAGAAUUGUUGAAAAGAAUCUUGUAACAGUGCCUGAAAAAUUUAAGACAUCUAUUUCAACCUUAGAAAAUACCAAGGAUCUAACUCAAAUUACUCUUGUAGAAAUUCUCAAUGCUUUACAAGCACAGGAGCAAAGAAGAGCUAUAAGGCUAGAAGGUGUUGUUGAAGGAGUCGUGUAA